UGGAAAAAAAGUGGAAGAACAAAAAGGGCUAGGGGGCAGCGUCAGUAAACCCCACCCCCCAAGAAGCCUCGCCUCACGCCUACGUUAGUUUGUUCAAUUUAUUGUCUUAGCUACAUGGUGCUAGUACUGCCCGGCGCGGGCACAGGCGGCGCAACGUCGAUAUGGUGGCCGCGUUGGGCGCAAACUCUGUUCGUUGGCUGCAUCUUCCGCCGAAAUAUGCCCCGGAGUUGGUUGAUGAGCCGGCCCUCGACUUUCGGCUAGCGGGCCUUGUUUUUUUGUUGUGUGGCGGGGAGGGAGCCCCCCCGGUGGGGUGGUUGCUUUUCGCUGCCCGGACUCAUCUUGGGUUUGCAGCGCCUCAAGCCUACACGACUAGUUGGGUCGGGCGUCUAUCGUCUCUGCUUCUUGGGAAUCUCCUUUGCUCACCCCGACAGUUUACCUGCCCGUAUUUGCUCCCAUGUAAGCACAAGUUCUUGCGUCGCCCUUUUCACUGCAUGUCAGCUGCAUCUUACAUAGGUAUUUAUUGGGUGUGCGACCUAUUUAUUGCUUUACCCCUAGCUGGUUGUCAUAUAAACUUGCCGCGAUGACGUGAGACAGCCCCCCACGAGCCAAAUGGUGUCAGGCACAGCAGGCAAUCCCGGAAAUUACCAGACUUUGACAGCCGAUAAUCAUCUUGGGGAUAUGCUAU
Molecule: messenger RNA, 685 nt
Organism: Lasiosphaeria miniovina
Lineage: Eukaryota; Fungi; Ascomycota; Sordariomycetes; Sordariales; Lasiosphaeriaceae
Exons: 1
Coding region: 162-584 (140 amino acids)
Source: RefSeq, a predicted model, not a curated record